Phytophthora infestans T30-4 is the source of this 990-nucleotide messenger RNA. RefSeq lists its product as uncharacterized. The record is from RefSeq and is a predicted model, not a curated record. NCBI's taxonomy places the organism in Eukaryota, Oomycota, Peronosporomycetes, Peronosporales, Peronosporaceae. The coding region runs from base 1 to 990 and encodes 329 amino acids. The transcript has a single exon.
AUGCUUCAAUCUGCAGCCCACUCCAGCUGGUUUGAAGAUAAUCUUCGCUGCACACAGACUACAUUCUUGCGGAUUGCAAGUUUCUUAGCGCAACAUGGAGUUCUUUUCGCGUCAGCAAAAGUCAAGCAGCAUUCGUAUAAUAAGAAGGUGGCUGCUUCGUUGUAUUUCUUGGGAUCUUCCGGUGGUUAUCGUGAGACGGGUGCUGCAAUGGGGAUGUCGCGAAGUUACGUCAUGGAGAUUACGAGUGAAGUAGUACGUGUGCUGAAAAUCGUGGCACCCCAAGUUAUCUCGUUCCCUAGUAAUCGAGAGGAGUGGAAUGCUGUCGAGGCUGGGUUUGCAUCCAAGCACGGUUAUCCUGGUAUUGCUGGCGCGAUUGAUGGUUCCUUAAUCGAGAUAGAGCGCCCUGAUAAUUUUGAUGGUUUCUACUGUCGUAAGGCAUAUCCUGCCUUAAACAUGCAAGCUAUUGUGACAUCGGACGGCUUUUUUUUAAGUGUGGACGUGAGACCUGGCUCCUGGUCGGACAGUAAAUGCUGGCAAUAUAGUACUAUUGGCCGCUCAGUUGGCAAUGUACUACCCGCUGGCAAACAUUUUAUUGGGGAUGCUGGUUACGCACUGCUUCCGUGGCUUAUCGUUCCCUAUUGUGAACGUGAGGAGGGUGGGCGACUAUCACAGCAGCAAAAGCAGUUCAAUUUCUUGCACUCGAGUACCCGCAUGGCAGUGGAGUGCACAUUCGGUCGCUGGAAAGGAAGAUUUAGAAUGUUGCAAUGUGCUUUGAGCCAGGAAACAGCACGGCGCUCUGCAAAUUUCGUUGUUGCUACAGUUGUUCUCCAUAAUCUGAUGAAGAUUUAUCGAGAUAGUGCCCAAUUCCCGCUGUUUCGUGAGCGUGGGAAUGAAAAUGCUGCCGCAGACGAUGACAUUCCCUCGAUAAAUUUGCGCAAUAUUGGACUUUUAAAGCGAAAUGCUAUUGCCAAGAUUAUUUGCCGGAGCUAG